AUGCUACGCAGAAUAGGGAAGUGUCUCUCCCGGCCGCAAGGUUGCUGGAUCGGGGCUUGCCCAGCACACGCCUUCCCUCUGCGCGUCGCUAGGGCGUCGUACGCCACGCUGGACCCUGACGGCAGCGCCACCAAGAUCAAGCUGCGAAGUUACCAGCUCGAAUGUAUCAAGUCUGUUCUCUCGGCUCUCAAGAGCGGACACAAGCGAGUUGGGAUCUCGCUAGCCACGGGCAGUGAGAAGAUCCAGAAGAAUGUCAAGGGUGGGGACAAGACCCUCAUCCUAGCUCACCGUCGAGAACUAGUCGAGCAGGCAGCUCGGCACUGUGAGGCCAACUACCCGGGCCAGAGGAUCGAGAUCGAGAUGGGCUCCCUGCACGCGACGGGCACAGCCGACAUCACCAUUGCCAGCGUGCAGAGCAUCAACUCCAAGGACCGGCUGGACAAGUACGACCCGGACAGCUUCAAGCUGGUCCUGGUAGACGAGGCGCACCACAUCGUCGCCCCCGGCUACCUGCGGGUGCUGAGCCACUUUGGCCUGGACGAGAAGCAGGAGAGCUCCCCGGCCUUGGUGGGUGUGUCUGCUACUUUUUCCCGGUUCGACGGUGUCAAGCUCGGCGCUGUUAUCGACGAGAUCGUCUACCACAAGGACUACGUCGACAUGAUCUCGGAAAAGUGGCUGUCCGACGUCAUCUUCACCACGGUCGAGUCGACGGCCAACCUGUCCAAGGUGAAGAGCAGCUCGUUUGGCGACUUCCAGACGGGCGAGCUGUCCCGGGCCGUCAACACGGACUCCAUCAACGACAUUACCGUCCGGAGCUGGAUGGCCAAAGCCCCCGACAGGAAGUCGACCCUCGUCUUCUGCGUCGAUCUCGCCCACGUCGCCGGCCUGACGCAAAAGUUUCGCGAGUACGGCUACGAUGCGCGCUUCGUCACGGGCGAGACCCACCGCGUCGAGAGGGGCGAGAUCCUCGAGUCCUUCAAGAAGGGGGAAUUCCCCGUCCUCGUCAACUGCGGCGUCUUCACAGAGGGCACCGACGUGCCGAACAUCGACUGCAUCGUCCUCGGGCGGCCGACGCGGUCCCGCAACCUUCUCGUCCAGAUGAUUGGUAGGGGGAUGCGCCUGCAUCCGGGCAAGAAGAACUGCCACAUCAUCGACCUCGUAUCUAGCCUAGAUACGGGCAUCGUCACCACGCCCACACUGUUCGGCCUCGAUCCCAACGAGCUGGUCAACGAGGCCACGGUCAAGGACUUGGAGUACCUCAAAGGCACGAAAGCAGCCGAGGAGGAGAGCAGGAAGCUGGCCUACGCCAGAGGCCAGGGCCCCCGUGUCAACUCGGCCGCCGCCGUCACCUUUACCGACUACUCGUCCGUCCUGGACCUCAUCGCUGACACGAGCGGCGAGCGUCAUAUCAGGGCUAUAAGCGACUACGCUUGGGUGCAGAUCGGCUCGGAACGCUUCGUCCUGUCCGCCCCCAGCGGGUCCUACAUCCGGAUCGAGAGGGUCGGCACCGCUGCUGGCCAACCCGAGGCUCCGAGGGUAACAGGCGGGGCCGACUCGGCGCCCGUGUACAGAGCCGUCGAGGUCCGAGCUCUACCCCCGGGAGCGUCCAGGUCCCCGUUCGCCGCGCCCCGCGAGAUCCUCACGGCCUCGACGUUUGCCGACGCCGUCCACGGAGCAGACAGCUACGCUGCCAACGCAUUCCCCCACACCUUUAUCCACAGAUACCAGUCCUGGCGGAAACUACCACCGACACAAGGCCAGCUCGACUUUAUCAACAAGCUGCGCGGCACGGCACGGCCCGUCAAGGUUGCCGACCUUACCAAGGGUAAAGCAGCGGACAUGAUUACCAAGUUGAAACACGGUGCCCGUGGGCGGUUUGCAAAACUCGAAGCCGAGCAGCGACGCAGGGAGAAGCAAGGCUCCGCGGCUGAUGCUAGGGGUUCAAGAGAGAGGGUGAGAGUUGGACCUGUCGGGGCAUAG
Molecule: messenger RNA, 1980 nt
Organism: Geosmithia morbida
Lineage: Eukaryota; Fungi; Ascomycota; Sordariomycetes; Hypocreales; Bionectriaceae
Product: ATP-dependent helicase IRC3
Exons: 2
Coding region: 1-1980 (659 amino acids)
Molecular function (GO): ATP binding; hydrolase activity; DNA binding
Source: RefSeq, a predicted model, not a curated record